Molecule: messenger RNA, 3810 nt
Organism: Patella vulgata (common limpet)
Lineage: Eukaryota; Metazoa; Mollusca; Gastropoda; Patellidae
Product: F-box only protein 43
Exons: 5
Coding region: 150-1280 (376 amino acids)
Biological process (GO): regulation of mitotic nuclear division; negative regulation of meiotic nuclear division
Cellular component (GO): nucleus
Molecular function (GO): protein binding
Source: RefSeq, a predicted model, not a curated record
AUUUAACAUUGGCGAACGAUUUGAAAGGUGCUUUUUUUUGAAUCAGAAGACGACAACAAAAUUUUAUCAAACUCUAUGUUUUUAUUUUUUUAGUGACAAAUUUUCAACGUUUAUUGGUUGGAAGUUAAUCCCAUGAAAUAAAAAACAAUAUGGCCAACCACACAGAAUAUGUGGAUCCUGAAACUGCUCAAGCCUUCGCAGCAGGAGUUGAAAAACAAAGAACAGUUAGCACAAGUACCCCUUCUGUUGUAAAAAGUUUAUGUUGCAGUGUUCUCUCUGAACAUGAUAGUGGUUUUGAAGAUACAACAGCCGAUUCUUGCUUCCUAACAAAGACAACCUCUAGUAGUUACAGCUACACACCAGACUCAAGUUUCCAAUCAAACAUUUCUACGGGUAGACUUUUCUACAGUCCAAUCCUAAAAGAACGACAACAGACUAAAGUAGACAAUUUUUGCGACUGGGAAAUUGCAGAGGAAGAAGAUGUGUAUCAAAAGAUUAAUAAUCGCGACUUUAACAAUCUGCCAUGUCGCAAUUUGACCUUUGACACUGAUUGUGAGAGUGACCCUAAUUCUAGUCCAGUGAAUUCUGAACUUGCUGAGAAAUUUAAAAAAGUUCUCAAAGCAUUUUCUCCCCCUGUGCUUGACCGAUUAAUUGGACGUAAAAUGGGACUAGAAAAAGUAGACAUAAUUUUUGAACUCCACCGAAGAAAUGUUUCAUGUUUAUCUACCAUUUUAAAUUAUUUAAAACCAAAAGACUUGUGCAGUAUGUGUGAAGUAAGUCGGAAAUGGAAGAAUGUGGUAGAAUCUGAUCCAAGAUCAAUAUCUCGACGUAAAACUUACCUGAAAAAAAAUCGUCUGAGAAAUGAUGCAAUACUCAAGGAUAAGGAAAAUUCUUUUAAUUUUUCAAAGUCCCUUUUAUUGGUUGAUCCAUCCAGAACUCCAAGUGAUUUUAGUAAUCAAAGAUGUCUUCCAGUUCCACGAAAUUCUACACCCUAUUCUAAUUUGUCAUCCACAGAAGUAUUCGCAUUGGCUGCCGAUUCCCUUCGGGAAGGAGAAAUGUUAAAACACUGCCCAAAAUGUUUUGGUGCUUCCAGGGUUUUACCAGGUUAUGAUCGUGGGACUUGUUUUCGUAGCGGAUGUGAUUUUGACUAUUGUGCUAAGUGUUUUGGUGAAUAUCACGGAGCUCGACCUUGCAUUCCUGUGGCAGCCAAAAAACCAAAGACAGAAAUCGUUGGAUCAAAGAAAUGCAAAAAAAGUCUGAAAAGGUUAUGUGCAUUAUAGCGAUAAAAAAAGAGAUAACCCUGUCAACAGUAUGAUAGACUGAAUCUCAAUAACGAUCUAAGGAGGUGGGUGUGGGCUGCCCAAGAAAAGAAGCUCCAGUCAAUUAUCUCCUUAUGCAAUACACAACUAGUCGGAAAUGUGUUCCUGGUUGUUAACUUAGUGCUUGUGGUAAAAUACCAAGAUGGAAGCGUCAAGUUAGCCAGUCUUUCAAUCCAAAGAGAACAGAUGUCAAAAACAAUAUUCAUAACAGAUUUAAUAUAUUUUUCUGUAGUUUUAGUUUUCGUAGUCAAUGUUUCAAUAAUAAUUCAAAAUAGUAUUUUCUAUCUCUUUGGUUACACAAGUCAAGCUUAUUUGUUUAAUAUAUCAAGCACAAAACAUUGAUUGGCAGUAUUCUCCUAACUUGUAUUAUAUGAUCAAGCCUAUUUUCACCAUUCCAACAGUUUUAUAGCAAUCUCUUGUCAGAUUUCGGUCUGAGACCAAUCAAAUGUUGAGAUUGGCUACAAUUGUGAUAUAGUGAUGAUAGGUAGAAUAUUACUGAGGGUACAUGUAACUAAUGGAAAUGGGGAGAUGACCAAGAUGGUCUACAUGUAUUUUGUGAACUUGUCGAUAAUAGCAGUUACAAUCUAAAAGUAUCCUUAUUAUUUCCUCUCUUUCUUUGUUAAUUCUUUCUUUCUCAUUCUUUCAUAUCCGCUUUCUUUCCAACCCUAUUUCUGAGUUAUACUGUUUGUAUAUUUGGAAUAAAUGUUCUAUGUUUAAAUGUCUUUAGGUCAUGAAGAUUGAAUUCUUUUCUACCUUUCUAUUUCUUGUCCUUUUAUUUGCCCAUAUUUAAUGUGGCUGUAUAUUUUAUGUGAUCAUCGCCUCUUUGGUCUGUUGUCUAUUUGCAAUUCUUUUUUGACCAUUUGACUGGUUGGCAUAUUAGGAGUCUGACGAGCUCUGGUUCAUAUUUUCUUUACUGAUUUUUUUUUUUUUUUUACUCAACAUAAGAAUUCCAUUUAAAAUGGCAAAAGGAAAAUAUUCAUUAUAUUAUAAAUUGUAUGUAUUACUUAAAGUUAGGGCUCUGCAUGUAGCAACAACAAAAGGAAAUUGGAAUUUUGAAUUAAUGGCCAAUGGUCAAUUCAUUACUUAGAAUGCUUAACGAUAUGAAUGGUUUUCAUCACAAAUAAUAUUUUUACCUCGAAUGAUUGUUUAAAUAGUUUCAUAUUUUUGUCUCUUUAUAUAAAUGUUUGAUCUGCAAUUUUUAAUCUGCAAUUAUUCCUUUUAUAUGCAAGCAUCCGUCCUUGUUGUAAUGUACGUACAAUGACAGAAAUAUCCUUCAAGGCAUCUUGAAUUUUUGAAUACUCAUAAAUAAUUAUAUUUUUAGUUUGAAUUUCUUCUCAGGGACUGAACUUGUUGUACCCAGAAAACCUAUUUUCUGUGCAAUUGCUUUCUAAUGUUGAAAACAGAAUAUGGUCUGGAUUGUUAGUUUAGUUUUGUCCAGUCACAAAUUGCUGUAUUACUAUCCAGAUUCGUGUGUUCAAUUACCAUAACCUAGUCUACCUGCACUUGCCAAUAUAGUGGGUUUAAUCAUGUACAGCUAAUCGUGGUAAACAAAUAUAUGUUAACGUCAACCUUAACUGCUUUUCAAAAUUAUAGAGCAACAAUUCUUAGCAGGGUUAUUGUGCACUAUAGUUAUAUAUAGCCUCUGUAGGUCCACUACCAUUAGUUGUACAAUGUAUAUUGUUACUAUUGGUAACAGAGACUACUGUAAUAAAGACACUGCUGGAUUUUUUUUUAUGAAUUGCCUAUGCAAUAUUAUGCUCAAUAUUUGUAUUUAAAAUAUGAAACUUUCCUGACUGUUUGAAUGUUAAUUUGACUAUAAAUUGAAUGAUUAAGAUAUGAAUCAAAUAAAUACAAACAAUUCUUUAUUUUAAGAUGAGAAUUAUAACUAAAUACAAUUAUUUUUAAGAUAAUAAUUAAAUAUAACUAAAAAUAUUAUUUUUAUGAUGAGAAUCAAAAUAUAACAAAUAACAUUUAUUAUUUUGAAGGUAAGGUUAUUAUUAUAACAAAAAAAACCCACAUUAUUAUUAAGAUAGAAUAUUGUAACAAAAAUUAUUAUUUUUUAAAAAAAAAGAAUAUUAUAACAAAAAAACAAUAUUAUUUUUAAGAGUAGGUUGCAUGUGAUGUGGUUAAAUAUGAAAAUUACGAAAAACAUGUUCAUGUACACAAAUUCGUCAAAAUAGAUUUGACAUGAAACUCCCAUAUUAUGUACCAUAUGCAAUUUUCAGCAACUUUUAACUUAAAAGACAAGGACAUUACUUACAAUACAUUAAAAUUUGACUAAAAAAAUAAAAUUGGAGGGGAAUCAAAUAUUUUUAGAUAGUUGUAAAUAAUGGAUGAUUUUUAAUGGUGACAAAGUUGUGUUGUUAUAUGACAGUUUAUUAAAAUCAUGUGGUUCGUUUAAUUGCAUUUAUUAAUUUAAUCAAAGACUUCCAUAUCAUUGUUUUUAUUUUAUUUACUUUUAUUAUAUUUUAAUAAAGUUAUCAUUCACAAA